AUGAUGCCGACGACGUUCGACUGCGAGCAGCACGCACGCUACUUCCUCGCAAACUUGCGUUUACUACCGGCGCCUUACGCGUCUCAGGACUCACAGCGCGUGGUCUUGGCCUUCUUUUGUAUUCACGGACUGGCGUUGCUAGGGGAAUUAGAGCGCGUGGAUCGACACCAGGUCAUUGAGUGGGUGUAUAGCCUCCAGGUGCCUCCGGAUCGCCAUGACGCUAGCCUUAAUGCCGGUGACUGUGGCUUCCGAGGUGGCUCCUACAUGGGAAACGUCUUCGGUUGCCCGCCAUGCGAAUACGAGAGUGAAGAGUACGACUGGGGUAAUAUCGCGUCGACAUUCGCUGCACUCUGCAUCCUCCGCACCCUUGGGGAUGAUCUCAGUUGUGUGAAUAAAGCAGCAAUUAUCAACUCGCUCAAGCACUUGCAGAACAAGAAAACAGGAUGCUUUUCAUCCGUAAACAUGGGGUUUGAGGAAGAUAUGCGCUUUGUUUACUGCGCAUGUGCCAUUUCCUAUAUUCUGGACGACUGGUCUGGCAUUGACUUGACGGCGAUGGUGCGCUUCAUUAACUCGUGUCUGAACUAUGACGGAGGCAUCGGCCUUAAUGCUGGCGCCGAAUCGCACGGUGGAGCUGCUUUUACUGCAAUCGCUUCGCUUUCCUUGUCAGGACAGAUGGCACAGCUCAAUUGCGAGCAAUCGGAUCUUGUGCGCUGGCUGGUGUUCCGACAACAAGGCGGUUUUCAAGGACGAUGCAACAAGAGCCCAGACUCUUGCUACGCUUUCUGGAAUGGUGCAACUCUAGCUUUGUUGGGCAAAAACUCACUCGUGAAUAUUCCAAGCUGCAAGCAGUUCAUCUACUCGUGCCAGUUUUCCUUUGGCGGACUGUGCAAGUAUCCCGACACUGUGCCGGACGUGAUGCAUUCUUACCUCAGCCUUGCGUGGCUAAGCAUUGCGGCGCAUGAAAGUGUUAGCACAAGGGAAGAUGAAGCAGGAUGUAAGCUUCCUAAACUUGUCGCGUUAAACACUAAGCUUCAAGUUCCAAUCUUUCCCAAGUUGCCAAGCAAGUCAACGAAGCGAGGCAGUAUAUGA
This is a messenger RNA of Peronospora belbahrii, 1089 nucleotides long. The record is from the annotation of a GenBank genome assembly. NCBI's taxonomy places the organism in Eukaryota, Oomycota, Peronosporomycetes, Peronosporales, Peronosporaceae.